AUCCGGGUCAUUUGAAAUAUGAACACAUUUUGACCGGAGUGUGUUUUUUGCAUUAUAAGGAUGGAUCUUGGUAAAGCGAAGCUGCUUCGGACAGGCCUCAACACUCUGCACCAAGCCAUCCACCCUGUGCACGGGAUUGCAUGGACGGACGGCAAGCAGGUCUGCCUGACAGCUCUGUAUUUCGUCAAUGGCGAGGUGAAGUUUGGAGACACCAACGUUAUCGGGCAGUUUGAGCAUGUUUUCGGGCUCUUCUGGGGGCCGCUGUGCUGCCCUGAUUCUCCCGCCCUGCUGGCUGUUCAGCACAAGAAGCAUGUCACUGUCUGGCAGCUGCAGCUCAGUACCCUGGAACAGAACAAGCUGCUGUGCACCCAGACGUGCGAGAUGAGCGAGCCUUUCCCGUUGCUCUCUCAAGGCUGCGUCUGGCAUCCUAAACUGGACGUUCUCGCCGUGCUGACUAAGAGGGACACCUCCGUACUGUUUUCGGUCCGGGUGGACAACAGGAGAAUCAAAGCGGACAUCAAAGGCAGCGGACUUAUCCAUUGCGCCUGCUGGACUAAGGAUGGCACGCGAUUGGUGGUGGCGAUCGGCAGUGGUCUUCAUUCUUUCAUCUGGAAUGACAUCCAGAAGAGUCUCGUGGCGUGCUCCUUUUGCCCCAUCUUUGACGUUGGAGGGUACAUCUGUGCCAUCGAGUCUACAGGGGAGGCGCAGGUCGCUGUGGCUACAGAGCUGCCGCUAGAUAAAUUAUGUGGGUUAAACUCUGGCAUAGCCUUCGAUUUGCCAGCGGAGGCAGAGUCGCUGCAAGGUCAUGGCUCGCAUAUGGUCAUGUCGGACGACGACAGCCUUAUGGAUGCAAGAAGAAGAUCGCUGGAAUCAGACAGAUCUUACAUCCCCAGCGCAGGCCCUCUCGAUCUCACCCAUCUCCUGGCCAGGCACCGGCGCUCGGACCCCAGCCCCCUCAUUCACCUGCGCCGUCGGGACACUGUGACAGGCUCUGGCCAAGACUCCUCGCAUCUUAUUCUAGUUACUUAUGAGCGAAAGGUCACUACCACCCGCAAAGUCAGCAUCCCGGGGAUUUUGGUCCCUGACAUUGUGGCUUUUGAUCCACGUGGCUCGACAGUAGCGGUGGCUUCAAACACCUGCAACAUGGUGCUUGUGUACUGCAUCACGGCCUCUGCAAUGCCCAACAUCCAGCAGAUCUCUCUGCAGCAGAAUGAAAGACCUAAAGGAGUCUGCUUCCUCAGUGACAAGAUGCUGCUUUUGAUGGUGGGCAGGCAGAAGUCCAACGACCCGGCCUUCCUCCCAUCCUCCAACACUGAUAAAUAUAUUCUUCGUCUCAUAGCCAAAGAGUUGAUGUACGACGGAGAGACUCCCAGCACGCCAUCCCCAUCUGCUCCCAACCAUGAGGUCACCUCUAACUUCUGCGCAAGGAUUAGGAGGCACUCGGAGCACCUGUCAAAGGAUGACAGGGAGCGAGGGAUAAAGGACUUGGUGCUUCCCGGGCGGGGAGUGGUUUCUUCUCCCGGGAACAGACGCAGGCUGGUGGAGGAGGUGAGGAGCAGCGAGCCCAGUCCCAUCGCCAGCUCCGUGGACUUCUCCGACCGGGCCUCCGACAGAGCCCACUCCAGUGCCUCGUCCAUCACGGUGGAGAAUUUCGACAUGGAUCACGUCAACCGCAUGUCCAGCCUGGCGGUGGCCGGCCAGGCCAGCAAGGAGUCCAGCCGGUCCAGCUCGCCUCGCUUCGACCAGUCGGAGAAGCUCCACACGGAGCCGACGCUGCCCAUGCCCGAGAAGACGUCCAGCCAGGCCAAGGAGCGAGCGCUGGAGCAGCUCGUGCACAACAUGGAGAGGCUUUUCACGCGCUUCGCAGACGUGCAGCAGUGCCUGACGGAGAUCAGAGAUUAUACGCAGAACGGCAAGAAGGCCCUGACGGUCUACCCCAGUGCCUCUGAGCCCCCGUAUGUCAAUGUCACAUGUCAGAAGCAGUUAUCAGAGAACGUGUUCAUCGACGAGCGGAGGCCGGUGCUGCUGUGUGAUGGGAAGCUGUGCCUGCGUGCCCUGCAAGACCUCUUCAACCUCACCAUUGUGGAACUGAUGUAUGGACCGCUGUGGAUCGUGCUGGUGGCAGACGGAGACGGCUUCGUGCCGCUGACAUUCAAACCCAAGGAGGAGCUCACCGUGCGCAACGGAAAGCGGAAAACUACUCUGCGAGCUCCCGGGAGUCCAGACAACUCCUGUCCGUCCAGCCCUUCCCCCGGACACAAUCCCAGCACGGCCACAGAGACAACCACAUAGUGGCUAACAACACACACCUCGGUGUACGGACUCACAGAAGAGACAGGAACACACUGUGAACCACAGUUACGAUUCACCCUUAUUUUUAUAUUAAGAAUUACUGUUUUGAAGAGAGCUGCCUAUUCGGAUGUAAUGUUUACAUGCUUAAAUAUCAAAUGGAAAGCUUUGCACCUGAAAAAACGAGUUCUGUGCUAAUUUUUGACCAAAUGGAAUUUAGUUUUUGAAGUUCUGUCUUUUUAUAAAAGCAGGAUCUGCUUUAGAAAUGUUCUCAACAUGUUUGCACAGAGGAUGUUUUGGAGUGUCCUCCUCAGACUUACUGUG
Salarias fasciatus (jewelled blenny) is the source of this 2613-nucleotide messenger RNA. It is a transcript of the gene wdcp, whose product is annotated as WD repeat and coiled coil containing. The transcript has 4 exons. The record is from RefSeq and is a predicted model, not a curated record. Bases 61 to 2292 code for a protein of 743 amino acids. NCBI's taxonomy places the organism in Eukaryota, Metazoa, Chordata, Actinopteri, Blenniiformes, Blenniidae. Gene Ontology annotation, molecular function: kinase binding.